CCGGCAGCGCCAGCGGAUGGUGACGCCGAGAAACGAGCGGCUGCGGAUCCGUAUCUCCCGCCAGAGAGGAGUCAUUACUAGCGUAAGUAAGUAGUUGUGCACACUUCAUCUUGAUGCCAUUGUGCAAAGAUACUUAAAAAGGGCAGGAAGAAUCGUCAUCGCCGCUGGGUCUGUGCCAUGCCGUUCGAAAGUCUAAGGCAGAUGUUUGUAAGUCACCUCUUAUUUAUAUUUUUACAAAUCAGUUCUUCCUCGUCGCUGCUAUAUGCUCACUGCGUUUAUCUUUCGUAUGAAAAUGAAAUAUGCUAGUUCUGCUCUCAUUUUCAACAUCCCCCGGGAUAAACGUCGCGGAGAUUGAGAGGAAUGCGCAAAUGCAAUUUGAUUCGUACAAAGAG
This is a messenger RNA of Amoebophrya sp. A120, 392 nucleotides long. NCBI's taxonomy places the organism in Eukaryota, Dinophyceae, Syndiniales, Amoebophryaceae. The record is from the annotation of a GenBank genome assembly.